Molecule: messenger RNA, 945 nt
Organism: Eleginops maclovinus (Patagonian blennie)
Lineage: Eukaryota; Metazoa; Chordata; Actinopteri; Perciformes; Eleginopidae
Product: receptor-transporting protein 3-like
Exons: 3
Coding region: 131-661 (176 amino acids)
Biological process (GO): protein insertion into membrane; protein targeting to membrane
Molecular function (GO): olfactory receptor binding
Source: RefSeq, a predicted model, not a curated record
UCAAGUUUCGUUUUUCAGGCAAACAACAGCUGGGAGGGUAUAAAUACAGUGACUGUAUGCAGAGCGACAUCUUCAACACAAACGUCGUUUCAUCUCCAUCUACCAGAAGUCCAUCAAAUUCCUUAGCAAAAUGAACAGAUCUGCAGAAUGGGUUCCUUCCUUGUGGAAAGAAACCUUUGAGGAGCUACUGGACGAGGACAAUGAGCUGGACUAUGGAGACCAGUGGAAUAUAAACUUCAGCUACACCCAGGAAAACACACUCACCCAAAACGAGAAGAAGAAGGGCUGGAAGAUUUUCAGCCCCUGUUCCUUUGGAAGUUUCAGCUGUGCAUCAUGCAGCAAAUCUUGGAGAUCAGCAAAGGUGACGUUGUUGUUCCGUUACCGGCUGCGUGGUGAACGGGGGGCAGUGAUCAUGAGGCCCUUCGGACAGGCCUGUCGCAGUUGCCAAGAUGAUAGUUUUGUCCGUCCUGGUUUUUCCAAGGAGGAUGUGGAAAAUGUCUUGCUCGGACUCUGUUCCAAAAUCCGGAAGAAUUGCUACGGAGAACAGGAUGACAACGCUGGUGGUAGGGAGCCACAAGAGUUUGUAAAGAAAACAAAACCACAUGAGUCGGACCUGUGUGAGGCCUGCAGUCAGGGCAUAUGCUGCCUGAAAGAAGAAUAAAAGUAUGUGUGUGUGUGUGUGUGUGUGUGUGUGUGUGUGUGUGUGUGUGUGUGUGUGUGUGUGUGUGUGUGUGUGUGUGUGUGUGUGUCUGAAAUGUUAAUGUGUAGUCUGUACAUGCCCCCUUUUGUAAUGUUUAAAGUUGAGUUAAAGUUUGUCAUUACAAAUCUAAAUGUUGUGUUAUGGGGUCUAGAGUUCAGAAUGGUUGUUCUUUUUCAUCAGAACCAAUAUUCAAUAAUAUGAUUGUUCAAGUAAAUACAUAAAGUUGCAUUUUUUCUAUUCAUAAA